AUGGUCGCUAUUAAGGCUUCUGCUCUUUUGGCGCUUCUGCCGUUACUUGCUAUUGCCGACGAGGCUCCUGGCUUUACUAUGGACCUGAAUCCUGGAAAGUUGGUCCCUAAGAUGCCAAGCGGCUCCAAAGAGGAAGCCUGUAUCAAGGCCUACAAGGAGCGCCACGUCGAAUGUGUCCCAGAAAUUAUGCACUUGAUCACACUAGGUGACCCGAACGAAGUACCUACUGAAGAUCAACUCAAAGAAGUCUGCACAAGCACUUGCCUUGACAGCUUGAGAAAAUGGAUUCGUGGUACCAGCGACUGUGGACCGGAGAAGUUCUUGAAAUUCCUCAAGCUGUCGAAUAGCACAACGACAGAUGCUGGAUACAAGACCGCUGAUUUACAGCAAUUCUUCAUCAAUGAGGUUUAUUGGGACAAGUGUCUUACGGAUCUUGGCAAGCCACAAAACGGCGGUAGCAAGUGGUGUGUCCUUCAAUGGGAAGCAAUCAUCGCUGCAGAGAAUAACCAUCUUCCGGAUCUAUUCGCUACUUCAGAUCCAGAUGAUUUCUGCAAGGACCAAACCUGCGGUGCACAAUUCGCUUACCUUUCCGCACCUAAAAAGUAUAUCAGAAAGCUCGAUGAUAAGAAGGGACUCAAGGCUGGUGAAGAUCCAAAGAUUGAGAUGAUCACUCUCAAAGACGCCUGCCCAAAGAUUGAUACUAGCAAAUUCCCCAAGAGAGAAGAAAAGGUCACAGUUGCCGAAUCAACCGCGGGAGCCGAGAAGGCUGAGACUGAUAACAAGGCAACAAGCGAAAAGUCUACGUCGGAGAGUAGUAAAGGUACCGAAGCUAAGCCAGAGGGUGCCACGAAUUCCGCCGCAGUGAAAAGUUUCCAGGCUGGCUUUGCCGUCUCUGCCCUUCUCAUAGCCGUUGGGGCCCUUAUCUUGUAA
Messenger RNA from Orbilia oligospora ATCC 24927, 930 nucleotides. RefSeq lists its product as uncharacterized. Lineage: Eukaryota; Fungi; Ascomycota; Orbiliomycetes; Orbiliales; Orbiliaceae. The coding region runs from base 1 to 930 and encodes 309 amino acids. The record is from RefSeq and is a predicted model, not a curated record. The transcript is spliced from 2 exons.